UCAAGCCCUCUGGUGACUCCCCGAAACUUUGUCUGAGAGUAGGGUGACCCUCUGGCAAACCUUGUGGGUUGAUUUAGAGUUAUCAAACGCUGUAUCCGCACAAUCAGACCAGCAAGUAAUUUCUUGCUGACCUUGGUUGAGCUGGCGGGGUUCUCAGGGUGACACUGCUACAUUAAUGUACGCUUUCCUCCGGAAUCCAAGGUCGGACGAUGCAGCAGACUUAUAAGAGGAGCUCCCUUGCCAUGAAAUUUACUCCCAACUCGUCCCAAGUUAUGGAUCCUUCAUUAGUUGUCCUCAGCACCCUCCCACCGGAGCUCGUCUUCGGCAUCGCCGACCACCUGAAGAAACGUACCGAUAUCAACUCCCUCUCCCAAACCUCCCGCCAACUGCACGCCAUCGCAAACCCUUACCUGUACCGACGAGCUGUGCUGUCUGAUGAUCUCGCCCUUAAUCAGACGCUAUGGGUGUCAAUCCAAGCCAUAAACCCUAACGCCGUUCGGCAUUGGAUCCAGGCCGGGAUAAAUAUUGAUCAAGGGGCGCUUGAAGUCACCAUAUGGGAACGGAGCAGACUGAGCGACUACUUUGAGCCGCAGAAGACGGCCGAAGGGCAGAGAUGCGUCGAUUCGCGGCUAAAGGUGCUCCGCGGGAUUAUCGAGAUGCUCCUUGAGGCUGGCGCAGAUGUAGAUGCGGCGUCUGGUCCUUAUGGCGGGUGGACGGCGCUGCACGUGGCGGCGUGGACGGGAGACAACGAGAUUAUUGAGCUGUUAUUGUGCGCUGGGGCGGAUAUACGGCGCAUAGACUUUGAGGGGAAAACGACUCUACACAAGGCUGCAGCGGGGAAAGCAAAUCGCGGUACAGUCGAGCUCCUCUUGCAAAAUGGCGCGGCGGUCGACAUCAACAGCUGGGAUCUCACUGGGAAGACUCCGCUGCAUGCUGCGGCGGGCGCGGGGAACGAAAGUGUAGCGCUGUUCCUGCUUGAGAAUGGAGCGAAUGUCAAUGCGAGCGGAUACAUGUCGGGAACGCCGUUGCAUGAAACAGUCAAGACUCGGUUUCACUUUUGGGACAUUACUCUGGCAUGGUCAUGUACAGUAUCGCGGAUGAUGAAGAUCUUACUCGACCAUGGGGCGGAUGUCGAUGCCGUGGAUAACAACGGGAUGACGGCGCUUGCGAUCGUCCUAGGAGCGAGCUACGAACAUGGCGAUAUUGUCCGCUGCUUGCUCGCGAAUCGGGCUAGUAUUGACCUGACCGACGCGUUUGGCCAGAGAGUACGGGGGCUUUCCCGUGGUCAGCGUACAUACCGAAGGGCAAAGCAGGUUCAGUGGGGAUUUGAAUCACUGAAGAAGCACCUUGGCCGCUUUUCUUCUCUCGAGUGGGCCAAGAAGAGGCGGGUUGGCGUUGGUCCUGCGAGCUGAGUGGUCAUGGUGAUUGAUGAGGAUAUUCAAUACGUCUGGGAAAGAUGACGAUAACUUGGAUGUCCCUGAGAACAUCGGAGUGAAAUGUUCCUGCAAAGUGGCGAGAUGGCGAGGAUGCGAGAUGGAGAUGGGAGGUUGUUUUGUAAAGGUGAACAGUCCAUGCUCCUUCCCCAGCAGUAUACAGCUUUCAAGGGCUUCCAUAAUCCACUGCUUCUUGGGCCUUCCUUUUUUUUCAAAAGGGUUAGCAGUCGACGACAAGCUGGAUAAGUUCGAUGUGGAGGCGGAGAAGAUCAAGGCGCAGGAGGAAGAACGAAUGAAGGCGUAUUACGCCAUCGCGGAACUCCUCCUGGACGCUGGGGCAGAUAUCAAUAGUGAUACUGCGGCAAACCAGCCGCUGCUGCAUGUCGCAGCUCUAGCAGUGGUCGAGGAGAUGGUGCGGGCACCCGCAAGUUAAUUCCACAGCAAUCACAUGGAUCGGGAUCUGCGAACCAGCCUGGAUUCGAGAUUGCAAUACAGCCAGUGACAUGCCAUGUGGAUCUAUACUUACCUGGAGGAUCUCACGUGCCUGCUACAUCAUCGGCUGUCAACUGUGCUACAAUGACAUCAUCGUG
This is a messenger RNA of Aspergillus calidoustus, 2023 nucleotides long. The record is from the annotation of a GenBank genome assembly. Lineage: Eukaryota; Fungi; Ascomycota; Eurotiomycetes; Eurotiales; Aspergillaceae.